AUGAGCGAGGAAAAUGUGAGCCAGCCGGAGAGUCAUGUCACCCAGGACCAGGAGAGUCCUGCCCAGGUGGACCUGGAAAGCUCAGUUUCUUCAGGUACCUCAAGAUUUGAAAACCAGACAGGAUCAACAACUGAUGAGGAAGAAUACACAAGGGCCAGUGAAACCAUUUUGGACUCUGCUUCCACUACAAGCCUUAGCCUUUACGAGACCCCACCAACUUCAGUCCUCACACAGACAGAUUCCAGCUGGCUUCUCAGUCAGAGCCUCAGGAAGAGUGAUAAAGAGACUGAGUCAAUCGUGGAGGAUGACAUUAGUGACUCAACCUCAAAAGGGAGCCUCGACGACCUCAUUGCUCAUUCUGAGUUUAUUGAUGAAGAAUCUGAGAAGUUGUUUAGGCCUGCCCUUUACACGCUGCCCAGUGUUGGACUACCUACUAUCCUGGCUUAUAAACAUGAGUCCAAAGAGAAACCGAUUAACUACAAAGCUGUAAUGCCAGAGGUAAAGAGUGAUUGGUUACAAAAUCCUAGGGAACUUCAUGAUGUCAAGGAGUAUUGGCAGUGGAUGAGUAACAAAUUAAUACAAAAAGAACUUUCACAUCUCAGCAGUGAAAAUCAGUUCAGCCAGAGUAACAAGUCACUGAUACAAAAAGAACUUUCAUAUCUCAGCAGUGAAAAUCAGUUCAGCCAGAGUAACAAGUCACUGGAUAAAACACCACACCUUUCAAAAUCUAUCAGCGAGCACCAGUGGGAGCAGUUUAGAGAAUCUGUGGUAUCAAUCGGAUUUGAUUUGUGCCAAUUUUGUGGGAAAAACUUAAAGCCCUUACCUACGCCCAAAAAACUGAGCACAGAAGCACCCGAAACACUCUUUUGCUGUAAACAAUAUCAGGACUUGUUUGAGUUCCUCAUGAGAGAAGAAGCUCUCAUGAAGUUGAAAGCUGGUUUGGAAUUGAUUGAUAUCUCACCUCAUCUUCCGUUUGGUAGUGUACUCGAGAGGGAACAAGCCAAGGAGAAAGCAGCAAUGAGGUUACGUGACAGGGAAAUGGAAACAUUUCUGAGAAAGGCAAAAGAAAGGCACCGAGCUUCCCCUGGACCAAGAAGACUCACUACAAUUACUUUUCACUUAUCAACUUCAUUGGAUUUCGUAACCUUAAAAGAAGAAAGAAGGAGAGUUGAAGAACGUGAUAAUAUUUUUACAGAAUCAGGGGAUGAUACAUUCAGUUGGCACAAGGAUAUUCCCUCCUCUUUCAUGGUGAAGUACUACAGGAAUGGGAAUAAGUUUCUUACGGCUUUUCCAGACGGAAUGGCUCAGAUAUUCUACCCCUCUGGAAAUUUGGCAAUUCUGAUUUUUAUUGACAAGCAAAAGAAGAUUAGCUGCAUCGUGCAGGAGGACAGAGCUAGUGAACCAGCAAUUCGAGCAGUAUUUAGCUCCAAUGGGAGGUGCACCUGUUAUCAUCCAAAUGGGGUGGUCUGGAUAAAUAUUAAUGCCUUGGGCGGCCAUUAUUUGGAUCAGCAAGGCACCCGAGUGAAGAGAUGGUGCUGGAGAGAGCGUUUGUCCCCUCUUAUCUUUGCACCUUUUAAACCAAUUUUCAUAUCGUUAAAUGAAAACAUCGGUGUCAGAAUUAUAGAGCAAGGACGGAUUUUUAUUACUUUUUUGGCUAUGGGGCAACAAGCAAAAUUCAAAGUGGGAAGAAAACUGAAGCCAAAAAGAGUAUCAAAGGAAUUCCUUACAAACUCUUGGAUAACUGAAGACGAACUUCUCCUUCAGGCCAGCCAGCUAAAAGUUCGAACAGCAAUCAACAAAUUGUGCAUUACCCUGAACUUUCCAAGCAACAACCCGGAGAAAAUUCCACUCCCACUUUAUCUUGUGUCUCAACAACAAAGGCUCGCCCGACUUUAUGCAAAUAUUAAAGUGGAAGAAAGCGUUGAGGUGGAAAAAGCUGCCUGAGGAAUACAGAUGAAAAGACACUGCAGUUGGCUGAAAGCCAUUUGAUGCUGGCAUUGUUGGAGCAAAGGUUCAUAUUUCUUCCAAGAAGCUAGAAAACGUUCUGAAAGUUUACUCUAAUGUUUCUUCUACAUGUUUCGUGGAGCAAGGUGGUUUCCCCAAAGAGAAGCAUCAGAUCCUUUUGAAGGUCUCAGAGGCCAUAAUUCGUGGAGACCACUUGAAGUACCCCUGUAAUAUAUUAGGGUCUCAAGACAGGAGCAAGGUGAAAAAGGAUUAAAAGAACAAGAAGCUGUGAAAUAUGACCAGGCGGAUUUGCAGACACGAGUAGCUGCUGACGGACUGUGAGCUCUCAUGAUAACGCACACUUCAUCCUCAGCAAGUCGACCAAAGGGAU
Messenger RNA from Carcharodon carcharias (great white shark), 2335 nucleotides. RefSeq names its product glutamate-rich protein 6. The record is from RefSeq and is a predicted model, not a curated record. NCBI's taxonomy places the organism in Eukaryota, Metazoa, Chordata, Chondrichthyes, Lamniformes, Lamnidae. The transcript has 19 exons. Bases 1 to 1944 code for a protein of 647 amino acids.